Molecule: messenger RNA, 1775 nt
Organism: Pararge aegeria (speckled wood butterfly)
Lineage: Eukaryota; Metazoa; Arthropoda; Insecta; Lepidoptera; Nymphalidae
Product: organic cation transporter protein-like
Exons: 7
Coding region: 10-1707 (565 amino acids)
Biological process (GO): transmembrane transport
Cellular component (GO): membrane
Molecular function (GO): transmembrane transporter activity
Source: RefSeq, a predicted model, not a curated record
UCAAAUAAAAUGGAGUCUCGAGAAGGUGAGAGUAAAUUCGAGUCUCCAAUAAUGGAUCGAAAAGAAGGUUUUAUAAACGUGCAUGGAGAAUCUCCUGAAAAACCGGUGGAUCUAGAUGAUGUACUUACAAAUGAAUUGGGACAAUUCGGCAGGUUCCAAUUGAGGAACUUCAUUCUAGUGGCCAUACCGAUAAUAAUGUCUGCUUUCAUGAGUGAAUUCAUUUUCUCUGCGGCUGCAAUUCCUCACAGGUGUCGGAUACCAGAGUGCGACGAAAUUGGAAAAAGACAUGAAUUUGAACCAGAUUGGAUAAGGAACGCAAUACCCGAGUCAGGUUCUGGCUUCUCCAGCACCCAGAGGUUCGCUCCACGUAACCUAGGAGUCAACGGAUCUUUAGACAACUGCCCGGCUGAUCUUUUCGAUCCGACCGUCACAAUUGGUUGUGAUGGAUUUGUCUACGCUCGGUUUAAUUCAGUUGUUUAUGAUUUCGAUUUGGGUGGACAGGAGUGGUUGCGAGCUUUGUCAGGCACCCUAAACAGUGUUGGUACAUUGUUGGUGCUUCCCCUGACGGGGUACAUCUCAGAUCGUUUUGGUCGCAGAAUAGCUCUCGUCAUAAGUGUGUUCAAUUUGGCCACUAUUGGUCUAAUUAGAUCGUUUUCGGUGAAUUACCCGAUGUACAUGGCUCUACAAAUACUUCAGACGACUUUGGGUGCGGGAACUUUUAGUUCUGCGUAUAUUUUUGCUGCCGAGCUUGUCGGUCCGAAAUAUCGUGUACUAUCAAGCGCCACUUCUACAUCCAUGUUUGCAUUGGGACAAGUCAUACUUGGCAGUGUAGCUUGGCUGAUUGAGCCGUGGAGGUACAUGAUCAUGGCUCUACAUAUUCCAUGCUUCCUGAUAAUCUCGUACUACUGGAUCUUGAGCGAGAGUGUCAGAUGGCUACUAGCUAAGCGGAAGUUUGAUGAGGCAAAAAUUGUGCUGGAGAAAGUAGCCAAAGUCAACAGAAAACAAAUUAGUGAGAAGUCUAUGCAAGGGCUUUUGAAUCCUCCCCAAUCAGAACAAUCAAAGGAGGGAAGUCCCAGUCUUUUCAAGACGAUAAUUCGCUCACCUGUGUUACUCAGAAGAGUAUGUACCACACCCAUAUGGUGGAUAACCUCUACUUUUGUGUACUAUGGCCUAUCGAUCAACUCAACUAGCCUCUCUGACACCAUGCACCUGAACUACAUCUUGACAUGUGCAAUAGAAAUACCCGGGUUUUAUACUGCGGUUCUGGUAUUGGACAGGAUCGGUAGGAAAGUCACAUUAUGUAUAGCGUUCUUCUUCAGUGCUGCUUGUAAUAUCGCCUUCGUAUUUAUUCCCAACGAUUUGUUUGUGCUACGUUUGGUCAUCUUCCUCUUGGGGAAAUUCGGUAUCUCAACGGUAAUGACGUCAGUGUAUCUAUACACCUCCGAACUAUAUCCUACGGAAUACCGCCACAGCUUGCUCGCCUUCUCAUCCAUGGUGGGCCGCUUGGGAUCUAUCACGGCACCACUCACUCCCGUUCUUAUGCAAUAUUGGCACGGCAUACCGUCCAUGAUGUUCGGCGCCAUGGGUAUUCUCUCCGGUUUCUUGGUGCUCACGCAGCCUGAGACCCUGGGCACCAAGAUGCCCAACACCCUGGCUGAGGCAGAAGCGUUAGGAAGACCAGAAUCUAAGGUCGAGCGACCGAGUUGAUGUGAAUGAGACACACUUUGGAAUGUAAAUUAAGGUAGAAUAUGGGUGUGUUUUAUGACAAGAUGAGU